AUGGAAAAUGUAACACUUUUGUUAAAUGACUUGUUAAAGGGUUACCAUAGAGAAGUCAGACCAGGACUUGGAGGGCCUGCAAUAAGAAUAGAAACAGAUAUAUUAGUACGGAGUAUGGGGCCAGUUAAGGAAAGUGAAAUGUCAUAUUCAAUGCAAUGCUACUUGCGACAACGUUGGUAUGACAACCGACUUCGUUUCAACUUAGAGAACAUAACAGAAGUCACAUUGAGUAAUAGUUUCCUGAAGUAUAUCUGGAAGCCAAAUACUUAUUUCAUAAAUGGUAGACGAUCACAGCAACCAAAUAUUACAGUUCCGAAUGUAUUUGUAAGAAUCCGACAAGACGGCAGAAUUUAUAUGUCCCGAAGAUUGACAAUUCAUGCCGUUUGUCCAAUGAAGAUGAUGGAAUAUCCUAUGGAUAGGCCUGUCUGUCCACUAAUAAUUAGUAGUUACGGGUAUACAGUUAACGACAUACUGUAUAUAUGGAAACAUGGACAAGAUAAGUCAGUGGAAAUGUAUGAAGGUGUCACUAUGUCACAAUUUAACAUCCGGGGAAUACAAACCAAGAACCUAACUAAGAUAGAUCAUAACGGGGAGCAUUCUGUUCUUGAGGUAUACUUCCAUUUAAAACGCCACGUAGGAUUUUUUGUGCUUCAAACAUAUCUACCGUGUACCCUGAUAGUAUGUUUGUCUUGGGUUUCUUUCUGGAUAAACAGAGAUGCAGCACCUGCAAGAGUUUUACUAGGAGUUACUACUAUUUUAUCAACUGCCUCUACGGGAAUGAUGGUGAGGGAUGGUUUACCCAGAGUUCCGUACGCUACUGCACUUGAUGUUUAUCUGAAUGUAUGUAUUGUGUACAACCUAGCCGCCAUGAUAGAAUAUGCUGCUGUUAAUUAUUUCACUAAGAUAAUUCCAAAAGAAGGAUCAACUAGUGAUAGCGAAGACGAACAGGUAAUAAGACAAGAGACUAACGGUAUAAUAUCGACUGAGUCAAAUGUAAGGCAUUAUAGCUGUUACAACUUGUUCAUUCGAUGCUUAGUUGGAAAUUAUCAGUUUCGUAAUCAAAAUGUAGCUAGAGCUGACCUUAAAAAUGGAAACAGCGUCAGUAAAAUUGACAUGACAUCACGAUAUUUUUUUCCUGCAUCGUUUAUUUUCUUUCAUGCUUUUUAUUGGAGUUGGUACUGGGAUUCAGGCAAUUUUCAAACAUCUUAAGCAUGACUCAUGAUAAGGAAUGUCGUGUU
Mytilus trossulus (common blue mussel) is the source of this 1238-nucleotide messenger RNA. RefSeq names its product gamma-aminobutyric acid receptor alpha-like. Gene Ontology annotation, molecular function: neurotransmitter receptor activity; chloride channel activity; extracellular ligand-gated monoatomic ion channel activity. The coding region runs from base 1 to 1209 and encodes 402 amino acids. The transcript has 8 exons. The record is from RefSeq and is a predicted model, not a curated record. Gene Ontology annotation, cellular component: synapse; plasma membrane; neuron projection. Lineage: Eukaryota; Metazoa; Mollusca; Bivalvia; Mytilida; Mytilidae. Gene Ontology annotation, biological process: chemical synaptic transmission; regulation of membrane potential; chloride transmembrane transport.